Molecule: messenger RNA, 2002 nt
Organism: Lolium perenne
Lineage: Eukaryota; Viridiplantae; Streptophyta; Magnoliopsida; Poales; Poaceae
Source: RefSeq, a predicted model, not a curated record
AAAUUGCUACCCAGCUUUCUUAUAUGGUUAUCCCAAAUUCUACUUCAAUGAGCUUUAUGUACCAUUUUAAUGUGACAUGGUUAUCCCAAAUAUUUAUAUUUGUAAAGUAAAUUCCGUAAUGUCGCAUAUUAGUCUACCUGCUUUAUGGUUGAGCGAACCAUCUGCAUAGGAUUGCCAUGAAUCUGGUUGAGGAAGUUGAGAUGCAUUUGUCUGCUGCACAAAUGGAGCCAUGCCUGAAAUAUGAUAGCAUAUGAUAAAUUAGUAUGACAUAUAUAUACUUGCAUCCAAAAUCACACCAUGUAUAUGAUAGCAGAUGUUAAGAACGCAUUACCUGUUGCAGGUGUCUGGGUGACUCCCAAUUGUCCAGCAGAUGGUGUAUGCCAUAUUGCGGUAUCGUUAUUGAGAUUAUCCAGUAUAGUUGCUUGUUUUUUAAGUUCUCGUGCUUCACGCCGGCGCCUUGAAAUCUCAUCUUUAUGUCUAGCAUAAUAUUCUCUAUCCCUUUUCCUUUUGACCUCUUUAGGAUCUGCAUGUACGACAAAAUAAACUUUAUAUAACAGCAAGCGAUUUAAACAAAGUCACUGUUGUUAGUCACGUAGGUUUUACCCGUUGGUUAUGUCCUGAAAUGGAGUACGGUUCGAUGAUGACAUGUUUUGUUAUGCUUCCUUUGCCUGCAAAAGUAAAUGGUAUUAAAAGACUGCAGCAUAUGUGAAAAUUUGAGCUUUCUAAAACACAGUAAACAUAAAAGUUUGAAAAACCUAAGAAGAAAUCUGAAGUAAGCAUAACAGCUUCUCAGGUUUAUCAGCUACCACUACAGAAAGCAGUCAAACAUCCAUCCUGGUUGCAAAUGUGAUGUCACUUUCCGUACUAACUUCUUCCCAGCUAUUUAUAUUUUUUAGAUGCAUGUGGCACGCACGAUUAAUCAUCUUCUAUUUGAGCUUUCAUACUCAUUUUUAUUCCACUCUCUGUCAUAGAAUGUUGGAAAAUAUUUUCAAGACUUGGAAUGCUGGAAUUCUUGGUCCAGUGAGACUUUAUGGCCAGAAUGAGGGAAGAAGAGAUCUCACAUGGCAGAAAUGAACUUAUGAGUAAUGCUGAUGGGCCAUACAGCAUGCCAAUCUCUAUCAGGCAUGCCAUGCAACUCCAAGUUAAGGCAGAGAUGUUGAUUUUGUGCGAGGACAUGACCAGUGACCACCGGCCUAAAAUAUUCAAGAAAAUCGAGGAGAUUCCAAAUGUGAAGGAAAGGUGGUUCAAUUGGACAACACUGAGGGGAAUUAGCUUCAUCUAUCAUUCAUUCAACAAGAUAACUUGUUACGUACAAAUUGUCAGUAUGAUUAAAUGGGAUGUGAGGCAGCCUCCUUGGAGCAGUUGGAGUUGGAGGAGCAGCUGCCGACGGCAGGUGCUGGGCGGCAUCCUCGAUGGUGUCGGCGGUGACGUCUUGUUGGUGUUGAUCCGUGAUGGUAUCCUUCGUGAAGGACUUGCUGGCGCGGUUGGCGGCAACUACGCACUACGGUCUAGCUAUUGACCAUGGUGAGUUGAUGGACAUGGAGCAGUUCGAGUUGGCAUGUGUAGGGCGCCGGCGCUGUCGCUAGUCCGUGGUGCCGAAGGUCGGCGAGGGCGCUGGGAGGCGACGGUCGUGCGGAUGAAGAUCGGCGAGGGGACGAAGGUCGGCGAGGGAGCUGGGAGGCGACGGUCGUGCGGAUGAAGAUCGGCGAGGGGACGAAGGUCGGCCGGGGAGCUGCGAGGCGACGGUCGUGCGGGUGAAGAUCGGCGAGGGGACGAAGGUCGGCCGGGGAGCUGCGAGGCGACGGACGUGUGGGAUGAAGGUGGGCACGUUUUGGUAACGGUUUUAUUUGGAGAUGCGUUAGUGGAGAUUCGUCCGGAUUGUUCAAUUAAUGUAACGAUUGGAGAUGGUUGUCCGGUUGUCCGUCCGGGCUGAUCUAGACCAUACGAUCUGUUUUGGUUGGUUCUGAUUUAAUGGAUCUGCCCCCUUCUGGGACCUUUUAUA